AAAUACAUAUAUAACAACAUUACAGUAAACACUAAGGUCAAAAAACUCACCUUUAAUUAAUGGUCACAAGGCACAAAGCUAUAUUUAUCAGAUGAUGUCUGCAUUAAAAAAAUUUAAAGAUAAAACCUAAACCUUAAAUACUGAACUUCUCUUUAGUUUUGGGUUAUUAAUGAGGUUUCAAGUGUGAAGGUGUUCAUUUGAUUUGUCUCGUAAUGUAGUGUUUGGCAGGUUUGUAUUAUUAUGGUAGUAAGUAAGGCACCACAUGUGCUGUAGUGUGUAAGCCACCAUCAUCAUGCAUCAUAUAGGAUGACUCAUAGAUUGUCACUCUUGUGUAGUUUUCUCAAGAUGAGGUCAUACCAGGACUGCUCCACUGAUAUGAACCCAACCAGCUAUAAACGGAAACUCCCACUAAUGCUGCAUACAAUAACUGUUUCAUUUCUCUCUCAGUGAUGCAUAAUGAAAAACUGCUGUGGUAUGUCUGAAAGAUUUCUGUAAUUUAUAAAUUUGUUUCACCGUGAAUGGUGAUUGAUUUUUCAGCUAUUUAUGUACAGCAGUAAUACACAUGGGUGUCUGGCUUAAAUAUUACUGAAUGGACCUAUGUGUGCUUGUGUUGUGUGUGCAUCUGUUGCCACAUGGACAUCAAAGUAUAAGUGAAUCUGAGUUCACUGCAAUCAACCCCUCACACGUACAUGAACAUUAGAUGGUCUACCAGUGAUGUGAGAAGUACACCAUGGCAUGCAUCCAAGUUGAGCCAGUAAUAAUUCAACCUGAAGCUGUAGUUUGCACAGACAAUGAGAACAGAGAUGAGCCACCGAGUCCAGAGAUUCUUCCCAGCUUUUUGAAAAUUUCAUAUCCACGGCUGGACCUGUCUGCACUCAGUGAAUGUAAAUUUGCUGAGCGAAAGCCAAACAUUAUCCAAGAUGGUCCUUCAGUUAUUGUGCAGUCAUUGUACAAUAUGCCUCUUACUCCUGGAGCUUUCGGUACUCCGACAGCGUUAGAAUAUUUAGCAGAAGAGAUUGAAGUUUCCUGCUCAGAAGAUGGUUUAUGUGACACUGAAGUCAAUAAACUCACAUCAAAGUUGUCUCAUGCGUGUGAUACAGCAGGAUCUAGUGAAAAUGGACGGGACAUGAUGGCAGCACAUGCUCUAUUAGAUAUCUCACCAACAACGAGUGGUGAAGAGAAAUCAUUUAUAGCGCAGAGUAAAUUAACAACUGUCACACAGAACUGCUCCAAUACAGGUUCCCUCCCACCAAGCCCAGCAGACAGUGGGGUAGCAUCAGAUAAAGAGGCUGAUCCCACUCAAACAGACGCUCAAGAAAAUGACUCCGUUCUUGCCACUUCAUGCCAUCAACCAGAUACUCACCAAGACCCUUCUGUGAUAGUUAGCAUGAUACCUGACUAUGAGGUGGAGCUAGAAAGUGAUUCAGUGAAUGAAGUACAGGUGCCAUACUCCCCAGAGAUAACACACAAUUACAGCAAGAAACCAAGUAAAAAGAGUCGGAAAUCCAAGCCAAGGUCACCUGAUGACUUACAUGUACAGUCAUCAUGCAGCAAAAGAAAAACCCGAGAAAGUCAUACCACCUACCUCUGGGAGUUCCUCCUGGAACUUCUUCAAAACGUGGAAACAUGUCCACGUUUUAUCAAAUGGACCAACAGGGAAGAAGGCAUCUUCAAGUUAGUGGACUCCAAAGCAGUGUCAAAGUUAUGGGGUCAGCACAAAAACAAGCCAGACAUGAACUAUGAAACAAUGGGCAGGGCAUUAAGAUACUACUAUCAACGAGGUAUUCUAGCAAAGGUGGAUGGACAGAGGCUUGUCUACAAAUUCUGUGAAAUUCCCAAGAACAUCACCGAGGUGGAAUGUAGCUGAAUAAUAGGAAUGUACAGUAUUGCAAGGAAAUCACUCCAUAUCAUGGGUACCACUGUGUAUUGUGUUGAUAGAUGGAUGAUAGUACAUGUACAUUUAGGUUCUUACCCGUUAUUAGCCUUGGCUGUAGGAUGUGGCCAUUCAGGCUGACUCAGGUGUAACCAUUGGGUGUGCCACCUUGGUGUAGCUGUCUGCAUAUUAUAGUGGUGCCAAGUCCAUGCUGCAAACUGGUGUAUUGAGUGACGUCAGGUUUACAAUCCCAAUAUUCCAAAAAGACAGUGAUCACAUAUUAAAGAUCUCUGACAAUACAAAGACCUAUGCAAUAACGACGUGCUUAUUUAGUCUUAUGUUUGAUCACUCAUCUAACUGUUAUUCUUUUAGCCAGUUAUUGACACUGUUGAGGAAAGUUUCAUAUGGAAGUUUUCAAGAAGUUUUCUCAGUGUACUGCUUUUGCCGUUGAAAAGCUGCAGUGAGAAAACAAACGUCAUUCGUAGCUUUCAGGGUGUCUAUUUGGACAUUUUGCACUUCUGCCACUUGACACCUCCCCCAAAGGAAUAUCCAAAUGUACUAAAGGCCUUUCAAAGUGUACAGGAAAACCUAGUAUUUCUUGGAUUUCGCACUGCAGUGCAGAAAAUUUAUUUAACUUCUGGAAAUAAGAAUUGCUUGCCUGGGAUAUUAAUAUUUUGCUGCCAAAAUAAUUCCAUUUGUAAAAAGAAAUGAACUGACACUGAGAGAGAUGUUGUGUGUGGGGAGCGAGUUGAAACAUAAAAAGAAAUUUUAUUUUUAUGUUAUGUAACUAUACUUGUACAAUUUUAAAGUGAAGUAUGGUUCAAUUGCCUAAAGUGAGAUUUGGUUGACUUUGUAAAUAUGUAUGAAAGUUCUCUCAAAUGUGAGUAGAUUAGAUACUCACAUAGAUUAGAUGGAGGUCAAACCACAAGCCCUAUGUGUUCAUAAACAUUAAUGGGUUUCGUAAACUUUAUUCAGUGUACGUAAUUGUAAAUUGUCGAAGGUAUCGGAUUCAUUGAGAAAUAAUUUUUCCUUCCUCUGGACACUUUGCCUCCAAGUAUCACAUUUCAAUUUGGUCUCAUAAAGACAAAAUGGACAUUGAAAUACUGAACAGUUAUCCUGAUGAAAGGAUAGUUAAAGGUUUCGACUUAUUCUAGAUUUCUAGUCAGGUUUUUUGGUCUUCAUUACUGAGGUGACGUACUGCAGCCACUCGUAUCUGUGGGAAAAGUCAAGAACUAUAGAGACGGCAUUCAAUUUUUGUGGUUAGUUUUUAAUAAUUAUUGACUGAACCCAACAGAAUUGUCUAAUUCUGUUAGAAUUAAUAUCUACAUGAAAUGCUAGUUGACAAAUUGGUGAACACGAUUCCAGGCAGAUUGUACAUAUUGCUGAAGAUGAAUAUUUAGUGGUGAAAAGCUUUGAAAAAAGGUUUUGGUUGGAGUGGUGAGUUUAUAAAAACCUACCAGCUGAUUAUUCUUGACAAAGAAUGGGUAGCAGAUAGUUAAAUUCUGAAACAUUCUCAAACAAUAAUGCCCCCCUGGAUAAUUAUUGUCAUUCAAUGAAUUGAAGUUACACAUGCUGUGUAUGAUGAACAUGUUAUAUGCAGCAGCUUAAAGUAGCUCAAAAAUCCCCUUGAAAACCAACAUACAUGUAGUCUUUCAAACUGUUUGAAGCUGAAGUGAUCAGAUCCUCAGCCUAGAUUUAUUGAACUUGUUGCAUAAGGUCUUGAAAUGAACUGAGAAAAUACACUGAGUAAUGUGAUCGCCACAUCCAAAAAGGAGUUUCUUCCAGCUUAGCAAUACAGGUAACAGUAGUAACUUUGUUAAUGAAUAACACUUGAAUAUAAGAAUGCACAUUACUCCAAACCUGUCAUCUUUGAGUUGCAGUUUGGGAAGAGGCAUGCACACAGUUUGAAUUCAUAGGCCACCACACUUGGAGGGUUUUAAGCCCGAAUUCCCAACUAAUGAAUAUACUUGCAACAUGCUUUGGUUUAUUUCAAGUUUACAUACAACUGCAGUAUUCUUACUGAAGGAAACACUUUGACGACAUGCUUGGUUUUGACUGCCAGAUAGGAACUAUCAAUUAUGCCGGGGUAUACGUAAAAGUAGAUAGCAUAGAGGCAUUCAUGGAAACAACAUAAAAUCUAGAACUACAGGGCAACAUCACUGUUAAUGAAUGUGUAAAUAUGGACAUAAGCUACAAGAAUUGUUACGUCCAAAAUAGUUGACAUGUUUGUGUUUGAAUUUGUUCAGCUCUUUUGUUUCAGAUUCCAAAUCAAAACAUGAGUGCAAGUGAACCAUUGUUGGUGUUUUUAAUACAGAUUGCUGUACGAAUGACGUACAUAUCAUACAUGUACCAGUGUGGGUGUUAAGAGACUAUCGGUAGUGGCCCCUAGAUAGCAGGUGUUGAAUGGUUGUGUAAUUGCAUAGGAAAUAACCAGAGUCUGUUGUAUUCAAUCACUGUUCGUAUCUACAGUUUGACAAUCGGGCUACAAGUGGAAAGUUUCCAUGGACUAAAUUCAGUCUUCUUCAAGAGAAUCAUCAAUGUGUACAUGGUCAAAUCUAUCUCGUACACUUUACUGUUGAUAGGCUGUUGACUUGCCAGGCCACAGUUCUACUGUAAAACUCCUUUGAUAAAAUCAUGAUGUAUGUCUCUUCUACUUCAACUGUUCAAAAAGCCAUAAUGCAAUUUUUGAGAGGUAACUACAUAUCUGUUGGUUUCUUUCCCGUAUUUCCAUACAUUUUAGCAAACUCCAUUGUUAUUGAGAUUUUUAUAAUGUGUAAAUAUCAUGGUUGUUUCAUACUUUUUAAUGAAAGUCGAUGAUUCCAUAAAAUUUGUUUUGACUGAAAAAUCUGAAUAAGAAGGCUAGCUUUGUCAUGUGCAGAUGA
Messenger RNA from Acanthaster planci (crown-of-thorns starfish), 4755 nucleotides. RefSeq lists its product as uncharacterized. Gene Ontology annotation, biological process: regulation of transcription by RNA polymerase II; cell differentiation. Gene Ontology annotation, cellular component: nucleus. The record is from RefSeq and is a predicted model, not a curated record. Gene Ontology annotation, molecular function: DNA-binding transcription factor activity, RNA polymerase II-specific; sequence-specific DNA binding. NCBI's taxonomy places the organism in Eukaryota, Metazoa, Echinodermata, Asteroidea, Valvatida, Acanthasteridae.